Molecule: messenger RNA, 449 nt
Organism: Acanthoscelides obtectus
Lineage: Eukaryota; Metazoa; Arthropoda; Insecta; Coleoptera; Chrysomelidae
Source: the annotation of a GenBank genome assembly
GAAUGACUCCACUGACGUUCCUCCUACCUCGGUUUAUGUACUUUAAAUGAGGCCACAAAGGUCAGCAAAGCUUUUUCUUCAGCAUCUGUGGUUUUAUUUAGCGGACGGGGAAACAUGGAAAUGUACCGGAUAAGAUGAUAAAAAAGUAGCGUCAAUCAUGUCCUUUCCAACCAAAGAGGAGCGCUCGAAGUGUUGGGGGGCCAGAGACAAAUACUGGGAAUGUCUGGACCAUAAUAAAGUGAAUGAAAAAGAUAGUGCAUGUACAGAAUUUAGGAAAUUGUAUGAACAAUCCUGUUCUGCGCAGUGGGUGACGCAUUUCGACAGGAGACGGAACUACCUCAAGUUUAAAGAGAAGAUUGAAAAAGAUGGGUAUGAGCCGCUUGAUGAGAAAAAUUAAGCUUUUAUAGUGUGUAGUGUAAUUUUAUAGUGAAUAAACUUUUUGAAGCAAG